AUGUAUACAUUGGAAUGUGCUAAUAGCGCUUAUUCUUGCAAUCCACUUCAGAGCUACGCUAAUCCGUGUACCUGUCUAGGGGAAGGAUGCAAACAGAUGUGCACAAGUGAAGGAGAAGAAUGUGAAAUGGCUCUGGAAUGUAGCGGAGGGGAUUGUGAACAAACUUGCAAAGCUAAAACAUGCAAAAUGAACUGCAGCAAGGGACGGUGUAAAAAACAGGAGUGCUACGCCAGUGGAGGAGUAUGUGAAAUGGCUCUGGAAUGUGGUAAAGGGGAUUGUGAACAAACUUGCGAAGCUAAAACAUGCAAAAUGAACUGCGGAGGGGGACGAUGCAUAAAACAGCACUGCAACAAUGAGGUGAACGUGUGCAAUAUGCAUUGUGAUGCAAGUGAUUGUACACAGUCAUGCGAGGCUGUCACAUGUCAUAUCACUAGAACUUGGCCCAUUAGUCCUCAAGAUAGGGUUAUAUGCUCUGGGAAUGGUCAAUGUUGUGGAAGUCUCAUGUCAUCCUUGGACUCAUAUUCUCUCACGCAGGGUAUCUUUCAAACCACCUGUGGCGGAGAUAAACGCUGCAUGUGUACGAAAUGUUUAAGGGGCCUCUGUAGCUCUUCUGAUUCAUACGGAUCGAAUUGCACUUCAUUAGUUCCGUCAACGGCAAGUCAAUGUUUCACUACUUCAAUUUCAACAGGGCAGCGAAAAGAUAAUCCUCAUACUUGCUAUCAGUUGCAGUCAUCGUCGUCAUCACCGUUAUCAUUACUUUCACCAUCACCAUUACCAUCCUUUUCAGUAUCGUCAUCAUCAUCAGGAGUACAAGCAACAGCAACAGCAGAAUCAGAAUCAGUAUCAUCAAAACCAUUACCAACAGCAGCAUCAUCGUCUUUGCCAUUGUCAACUUGGACACCUCCGUUAGGAGUACUUAAGAAUCUGGUAUGUUCCGCAAUUUCGCUUUUUUUUUUAUUGUAA
Pocillopora verrucosa is the source of this 963-nucleotide messenger RNA. NCBI's taxonomy places the organism in Eukaryota, Metazoa, Cnidaria, Anthozoa, Scleractinia, Pocilloporidae. The record is from RefSeq and is a predicted model, not a curated record.